Messenger RNA from Erinaceus europaeus (western European hedgehog), 534 nucleotides. RefSeq names its product ribosomal protein L32 (gene RPL32). Gene Ontology annotation, biological process: translation. The record is from RefSeq and is a predicted model, not a curated record. Gene Ontology annotation, molecular function: structural constituent of ribosome. The transcript has 4 exons. Gene Ontology annotation, cellular component: ribosome; cytosolic large ribosomal subunit. The coding region runs from base 61 to 468 and encodes 135 amino acids. NCBI's taxonomy places the organism in Eukaryota, Metazoa, Chordata, Mammalia, Eulipotyphla, Erinaceidae.
CCCUCCUCUCUCUUCCUCGGCGCUGCCUACGGAGGUGUCGUCUAUCUGCUGCUCGGCGUCAUGGCGGCCCUCAGACCCCUCGUGAAGCCCAAGAUCGUCAAGAAGCGGACCAAGAAGUUCAUCCGGCACCAGUCGGACCGCUACGUGAAGAUCAAGAGGAACUGGAGGAAGCCCAGGGGCAUCGACAACCGCGUGCGGCGCCGCUUCAAGGGGCAGAUCCUGAUGCCCAACAUCGGCUACGGCAGCAGCAGGAAGACCAAGCACAUGCUGCCCAGCGGCUUCCGCAAGUUCCUGGUGCACAACGUCAAGGAGCUGGAGGUGCUGCUCAUGUGCAACAAGUCCUACUGCGCAGAGAUCGCCCACAACGUCUCCUCCAAGAACCGCAAAGCCAUCGUGGAGCGGGCGGCCCAGCUGGCCAUCAGGGUCACCAACCCCAACGCCAGGCUGCGCAGCGAGGAGAACGAGUAGCCGCCCCCACCCAGAGUCCUGUUAAUAAACCACAGACCCACCUCUGCGUGUCUGCUGUUUCUCUUG